CUCCUUCAAAUUCCUAAUGACCCCUGUUCUUCAUGCUCACUGGUCAUCUGUAAUUAUUAACUUAACACGGGUUUGGAUGAAAGCUAUUGUAAAGCUUUUGAACACUGUGGGGGGUUCAUUUCAUACACUCAACACUGUUUCAAGCCUUUACAUGGUUUGUCAGUUAGUGGAGGUUGAGGGAGGGAUUGGAACACCGCCCGCCGGGUUUCAGUUAGUUGAGGUUGAGGGAGGGAUUGGAACACCACCCGCCAGCUGUCAGUUAGUUAGUUGAGGUUGAGAGAGAGAUUGGAACACCGCCGGCUGGCUGUCAGUUAGUGGAAGUUGAAGGAAGGAUUGGAACACCGCCCGCCGGGUUUCAGUUAGUUGAGGUUAAGAGAGGGAUUGAAACACCGCCGGCCGGCUGUCAGUUAGUGAGGUUGAGAGAGGGAUUGGAACACCGCUCGCCGGGUUUCACUUGGUUGAGGUUGAGAGAGGGAUUGGAACACCGCCGGCAGGCUGUUAGUGGAGUUUGAGGGUGGAAUUGGAACACCGCCCGCCGGCUGUCAAUAAGUGGAGGUUGAGAGAGGGAUUGGAACACCACACGCCGGGUUUCAGUUAGUUGAGGUUGAGGGAAGGAUUGGAACACCGCCCGCAGGGUUUCAGUUAGUUGAGGUUUGAGUGAGGGAUUGGAACACCGCCCGCCGGCUGUCAGUUAGUGGUGGCUAAGGGAGGGAUUGGAACACCGCCCGCCGGCUGUCCGUCAACUCCCGAACUUGAGCACCGCCCCGCCCCGCCCCCGAGCCUCACAGCCGCGCGGCCGCUUUCAGCGCAGGGAGCGGGGUCAGUCAGAGCCGCCGCCUGAACCGCACACCGGAAUACGGAUUACCGGAGCCGCCGCUGGACCGCAGGACCUCAGGACCCGGGUAUGAGCGCGCGCUCCCCGCGCGGACUCCACUGACAGGCGGCGAGAUGCGCGCGCACGUGCUGCUCCUCCUGGUCCUCUUCAGGUGUCUCGAGCCCGCAGCUCCUCAGACCAGGAAAGAUUCUACACAGGAGCCAGAAGUGAAAGAGAACAAGGUCAAGCCUCAAGAAGUUUGCCUGGGUACCACAAAUGGGCUGAGUUUCACGGACAGCUCUGCUCUGCACUACAAAAACCUGAAGGCACGCUACGAGAACUGUGAAAUCAUCAUAGGAAACCUGGAGAUCACCCUGAUGGAGCGAGACUUCGACUUCUCUUUCCUUGGAGGAAUCCGGGAAGUGACUGGCUAUGUGCUCAUCGCCACAAACCAGUUCAGCCGGCUGCCACUGGGCCAGCUCCGGGUGAUCCGUGGCAGCACCCUUUAUGAUCAGAAUUGGGCUCUGUCUGUCUUCCUCAACUUCGACGGACAGACUGGACUGGAAGAAAUGGGCCUCACUCAUCUUACAGAGAUCCUGGCGGGAGGAGUGCAGAUUGUGAAUAAUAAAUUUCUGAGCUACGUGCCCUCCAUCAACUGGAAAGAUAUUGUGAGUGACAGCAGCGUCCGAGUCGAGAUCGAUCGCAACGGACCAGAAUUGGCGUGUCAUCCUGACUGUAGAGGACACUGCUGGGGUCCAAAUAAGGAUCAGUGUCAGACCUUGACAAAGACGGUGUGUGCGCCGCAGUGCCACGGACGCUGUUUUGGGACCAGUCCUCGAGACUGUUGCAACACAGAGUGCGCAGGAGGAUGUACAGGACCUCUAGAGACGCACUGCUUUGCGUGCCGACACGUGAACCAUUCGGGAGCGUGCGUGCCUCACUGUCCCCAGCCGCUCAUCUACAAUAGGCAGACAUUCCAGCUGGAGCCCAACCCGGACGCCAUGUACCAGUACGGAUCAGUGUGCAUGCCCAACUGCCCCGAUCACUUCGUGGUAGACGGCAGUGCCUGUGUGAGCAGCUGCCCACUAGAUAAGAUGGAGGUUGAGAGGAAUGGCACAAAGCGGUGUGAGCCGUGUGUUGGUCUCUGCCCAAAAGUGUGUAAUGGCACAGGAGCCUCUGACAGGCAAACUGUAGACUCCAGUAACAUCGACACUUUCAUUAACUGCACUAAGAUCCAGGGCAGUCUUCACUUUCUUGUCACAGGAAUUCACGGGGACGACUAUAAUAAGAUUCCUCCAUUGGACCCCAAAAAACUCAAGUACUUCAGCACUGUGAGAGAAAUAACAGGUGUUUUGGAUAUUCAGUCAUGGCCUAAAGAACUCAGUGAUCUGUCAUAUUUCUCCAACCUCACCACUAUACGUGGAAGAUCACUCCGCUCGCCCUUCUCUCUGUUGUUAAUGAAGGUUGACUCCCUCACGUCGCUGGGUCUGCGCUCUCUGAGGGAGAUAAAUGACGGCAGUGUGUAUAUCAGUAAUAACACUAAUCUGUGUUAUCAUCACACCGUGGACUGGGGGAAGAUUUUCACGGGCAAUCGACGCCAGCGCAGGCUCAACUACAAUGACAUCAAGUUUAAUAAACCUCAGAGCCAGUGUGAAGAAGCAGGUCGUGUGUGUGAUCCACUGUGUUCAGAUGCAGGCUGUUGGGGCCCUGGACCUGAACAGUGUCUGUUCUGCAGGAAUCACAGUCGGGAUGGUACUUGCGUGGCCCAGUGUAAUAUCUACUCAGGGGAGACGCGGGAGUUCACAAGGCCGAAUGGUGAAUGCCUCGCCUGUCAUCCUGAGUGUUUGCAACAGGAGGGGGAACCGACCUGCAGAGGAAAAGGAGCUGAUGAGUGUGUGGCGUGCUCUAACCUGAUGGAUGGCCCUCACUGUGUGUCGUCUUGUCCUAAUGGAGUGAAUGGAGAGCGGGGCCAGGCCAUCUUUAAGUACCACAACUCUAAAAGACAGUGUGAGCCAUGCCACCCCAACUGCACAAGAGGGUGCACUGGCCCGACUUUGAGAGACUGUAUAAACCCUGAUAGAGCGUCAGACAGUCCUCCUAUCGCAGCCAUAGUCAGCGGAGUGCUGGCUGGGCUAAUUGUGUGUCUGGCUGUAGCGGUGCUCUCUCUGCUCUACCACAGAGGCCUCGCCAUCCGCCACAAGAGAGCACUUAGGAGAUACCUUGAGAGCAGGGAGAGCAUCGAGCCGCUGGAUCCAGGUGAGAAGGGGACGAAGGUCCACGCUCGGAUUCUGAGAGCUUCAGAACUGCGCAAGGGAAAGCUUCUGGGAUCAGGAGUCUUUGGCACUGUGCACAAGAGUUUCUGGAUUCCUGAAGGAGACUCCCUGAAGAUCCCUGUUGCUAUAAAGACCAUCCAAGACCGCAGUGGGCGGCAGACUUUCACUGAGAUUACUGAUCACAUGCUGUCCAUGGGCAGUCUGGAUCAUCCGUAUAUAGUGCGUCUCUUGGGGAUCUGUCCGGGGCCCAGUCUGCAGCUGGUAACCCAGCUCAGCACUCAGGGCUCGUUACUGCAGCACCUCCGCCAAAACGCCAACAGCCUGGAUCCCCAGCGUCUCCUCAACUGGUGUGUGCAGAUAGCCAAGGGUAUGUACUAUCUAGAGGAGCACUGCAUGGUGCAUCGGAACCUGGCUGCUCGAAACGUUCUGCUGAAGAGUGACUACAUGGUGCAGAUCUCCGACUUCGGGGUUGCAGACCUGCUGUAUCCAGAUAAGAAAUAUGUCUACAGUGAACACAAGACUCCAAUCAAAUGGAUGGCAUUAGAGAGCAUCCUGUUCAGAAGAUAUUCUCACCAGAGUGAUGUUUGGAGUUACGGAGUGACAGUAUGGGAGAUGAUGUCACAUGGAGCAGAGCCCUACGCAACCAUGCAUCCCCAUGAUGUGCCAAAUCUGCUGGAGAAAGGAGAGCGGUUAGCCCAGCCACAGAUAUGCACCAUCGACGUCUACAUGGUCAUGGUGAAGUGUUGGAUGAUUGAUGAAAACAUCAGGCCUACCUUUAAAGAGUUGGCUAAUGAAUUUACCAGAAUGGCGAGGGACCCACAACGUUAUCUUGUUGUCAAGAAUGACAGAAACAGCGCAGUGUCAGAUGAAAGCCAUUCACGAGAAUUCAAGCUGACUGAGGUCAACCUGGAAAGUGAAGAUGAAGAAGUGUUGGAUGACGGGUUUGCUACACCUCCCCUCCACCUGUCACCAUCGAGGAGCCACUCCCGGCUGAGAAUCGGAUCCUAUAGGAGCGGCUCAGGCCAGUCUGUUCCAGUGGGAUACCUGCCCAUGACCCCAAGCCCUGGGGAGGAUUCCAGACAGCUGUGGUAUCAGAGGAAGCGUCUGGGUUCAGCGAGAACGACGUCUGAAAGCUCUGAAGGCCGGGGCACUGUGGUGGACAUAGAGAUGGGCGAGAUCGUCUCCCAGACAGGCAGUCUACGCCGGGGGCACAGUCGGGCAGACAGUGCCUACAUGUCUAACUGUGUGUCUGUGGCAUCUGACCCCCUCUCACCGGUACUGCAGGUGGCUGAGGAGGACACUGAUGGAUAUGUUCUGCCCAGAAGUGCCCACAACUCAGAAAGAGAUGCUCUGAUGGCUCGGCCUGGAUCCAGAGCCAGCCUUCCACGCAGCAGAUCAUCCAGGAACACCAGGAGUCAACUUUCCCCCUUAUCUCCAUCCCAAGAACCUCCACAGGAGUACGAGCUGAUGACCAAACAGCAGCCCACUGUGGUCCCUCACUUACCCAAAGACAGAAUUCACACGACCACGUCCACGUCUAUACCAGGGAAGGAAGGUGCUGGUACUGACCCUCUGGCUUGUAGUACCAACCUCCCACCAUACGAGGACGCCAUUGAAACAGCGAAACAACAGCCUGCCCAGCAAGACACCUGUAACGGUGAAGACUACCUAGAUCUGGCAGCAAGUGAGGACACUAGUGCUAUAGUGCAUUCACCUGAAGCAAGAGAAGACACGAUAGAAAGAGACCACCAACCUGAUGAAGAGAUUUCAGAAGGCAAUAAUGAGGAUGGAGCCACUGCAGAGGAGAGACCACCGCAACAGGCUGUGGUAGAGUACGAAUACAUGGACAUACAAACAGAACCAAAGCCGGUCCAGAGCAGCUCUGAGGAGGAAAGGACUGAAAGAUGUUCAGAUGAGACAGACACUAACUCUAUCAGUCCGUGCAAGGUAAAGAGAGAGUCCACAGAAGAUGUGGUUUAUCAGAACAUGUGUGACAUCCCUGCUUUGAAGUCGAAUUCCACCAAAGGAAGCAGCUUCAAAGCAAAUGAACACAGUAGCAUCAUCACCUGUCUUCCAGAAGAGUAUGAGGACAUGGGUGUAGUAUGUGGGAGAGGUAACGCAUCAGCUGAUCAGGUGGAGUACCAGAACAUGCCAGCGAAGGACAGGAAACUGCAGGGAGAAGUGCCACAUUCAGCCAAACUCAGGGCCUUCAGGGGUGCAUGCUCUGGACCGGACGAGAAAAACGGCAAAACUUCCUUUGACAACCCCGACUACUGGCACAGCAGACUGUUCCACAAACCGGACGCUGUCUGCACAUAACAGCUAAUUAAGACGGGUGAAUUAAGGGCAAUUGAGGCAAAUCUGGAGCUUUCUAUACAAUAAUGGAAGAAAAUAGGCUAAAUAUGAUAGUAAAAAAGUCCCUUUACGCAAGAAAAUAUAGCUUGUAUAUCGCUUAAGCUUAACUGUCCCCAGUUGACCCAAUGUCACCCUUAAUUCACCCUAGUUAAAAUAUGUAGCAGCUGGUUUGCUUACCAGAUUUCUCAGGACUUUUUUUAUACCACCAGUGUAAGACUUGAUGUCAGUGCCGACAGCCAGCAACCAACAGUGCAGCCAACUGUGCAACCAACAGCCAGCAACCAACGGUGCAGCCAACAGUGCAGCCAGUGUAGCCAAUAGCCAGCAACCAACAGUGCAGCCAACAGUGCAGCCAGUGUAGCCAAUAGCCAGCAACCAACAGUGCAGCCAACAGUGCAGCCAGUGUAGCCAAUAGCCAGCAACCAACAGUGCAUCCAACAGUGCAACCAGUGCAGCCAACAGUGCAACCAGUGCAGCCAAUAGCCAGCAACCAACAGUGCAGCCAACUGUGCAACCAACAGCCAGCAACCAACGGUGCAGCCAACAGUGCAACCAGUGCAGCCAAUAGCCAGCAACCAACAGUGCAGCCAACUGUGCAACCAACAGCCAGCAACCAACAGUACAGCCAACAGUGCAGCCAACAGUGCAACCAGUGCAGCCAAAAGCCAGCAACCAACGGUGCAGCCAACAGUGCAACCAGUGCAACCAAUAGCCAACAACCAACAGUACAGCCAACAGUGCAGCCAACAGUGCAACCAGUGCAGCCAAAAGCCAGCAACCAACAGUACAGCCAACAGUGCAGCCAGUGUAGCCAAUAGCCAGCAGCCAAAAGUGCAGCCAGUGAUCAGUGACGCAGAGUGGAGCAACGGUCUAAAGCGCUGCCACUAUUAUUGGGAGAUGGUUUGAAUCCCGGUCAUGCAGCUUGCCAUCAGCUGCCGGAGCCCUGAGAGAGCACAACUAGCCUUGCUCUCUCUGGAUGGGUGAAUGGAUGGGACAGUAGGCCUAGCUAAAUUGGGACAAAAAUAGAGGAAACUUAGAAGAUUAUGACUUUAAUUGGAAAACAUCAAUUUUAAACAUCAGAAUUUGCAUUGGAAAUGUCAAAGAAGUUCUGAGUUUACCAUCAUAAAUGCUAUUUCAUGGCAUAAUUUCAACACUGGUCUUAAAACAACAAGAAAUAACAGUGUGUUUUUAGAUUUUAGGGCAUUUUCACAUCUGUAAUUGGUUUGCCUUGACCUGAAUCAGUUAAUGAAUUGAGUUUUUUAAACUUGGAGCCUUUUGCCCUUGGUUUGGUUGGACUUUGACAUUAACGCAACUGGCUUGACAAUCCCAUACCAGUGUUUUAUGGUAAAUCCAACCGAAAUAUGUCCCAAAGUAUUACUAUUAUUAUUGUUAGCACUGUCCCAGGUUUUCAUUGUAGCGAUACCAAUUGAUAACAAAGCAUUAUUCAGUAUUUUGCAGAUCUAAACACUAUGGAAACACAUCCAGAGGUGGAAAAGAUGGACAGUACUGUGUGUACGAAUGAUUUAAAGACAGACUGAUAGAUAGAAGUGAUAAUAUUUGGGAUAAUUUGGGACCAAACUAGACCAUCUCCUGUGAAGGGUCUUAAUGUGGCUGUUUAGCCCUUAAACAAACACAAAUAUCUACUUAUUAUCAUACUGUCUGUUUAAUAUAUACUUGCUAAUGAUAUUGCUGAACAUAUCGUCGCUGUCUGAUCAAACCUUGUAUAAAUGGGAGCUUUAUGGUAGAAGGAAAAAUGAUUUUAAGUCAUUUUGUUGCAUGUAAAUCUCUGAACACAAUGCAAAGAACAACUGCUACAUUCACAAAUGCCAUUUUAUGUCAUUUAAUAUGCUUCAGUACUUUACACAGACAUGCCAAAAGUCGUGGGAUAGCAGUACGUAAGCUGAUCAUGAAAUGUUAUCUCAUGGAGCAGUUUCUCAUGGAGGAAAUGUUGACACCUGUGUAAGUCCAGCCAAUCAGCUCUCCCUUCUGCCCCGACUCUAAACCCAUACAUCACCCAGUGCCCCUCCCAACACAAUACCAGAUCCUAUCCCAUGAUACUGUAUAUGGCAUAUCAGUAGAAGGGUGAACUUUACAAGGUUUAUCUCCUCUUGCAAUGGUGCUAAAUACACAAAUUUAGCCUUUUAUACAAACACAGCUGCCAGACAAGCUUAUACUGUAAGUGCUAGCUCACUGUGAGCAUCUUUUACAGCGUCAAAACUGCUUCAACGUAGCACGAACACUUCCAACCUGGAAGCAGGGUCUCACAGCUCUCACCAGUGGUGCUUAAUUCCUGCAGAACUGUGGCCCAGAAAGAACCCAGUUUACCACGUGUCAGUGGUGCCAGGCAGUAUCAGCAACACAAGCAUCGGGUGCUUAUCCUGCAAAGCAAGGCCAUCAUCAUCAUUUUAUACCAAUAUAAAAAGAGGAUAAAAGGGACACGAGUGGCAUGGCCAGUCAGCAGGAUCUCGAGCAUGAAGUCCAGACUUUAUUUUGAAGUUUCUUAUGAACUCAGUGUUUGUAUGUUUUAUAUAUGUAAUUAUGUUUUGUACUAUUUGGGGGGAAAAGAAUAUUUUAUGUGUUCAGUAUACUAUGAAGCGUGAAAUAUAAACUGUAUAAAGUGUUUGUGUUCAAAUUUAGACAUCAUAUUUUAGUUUUGAUACAUACUGUAGCUUAAAUGUGAAUGAAAACAAAUGUCCAUCUCGAUUGUCGAUCGUAAAUUAAUGUCUAUAUCUGAACGUUGAUCUGUAAUAAACACAUUACUAAUUCACA
This is a messenger RNA of Astyanax mexicanus (Mexican tetra), 8211 nucleotides long. It is a transcript of the gene erbb3b, whose product is annotated as erb-b2 receptor tyrosine kinase 3b. Gene Ontology annotation, molecular function: neuregulin receptor activity; neuregulin binding; ATP binding. Bases 949 to 5406 code for a protein of 1485 amino acids. The transcript is spliced from 29 exons. Gene Ontology annotation, cellular component: basal plasma membrane; signaling receptor complex. The record is from RefSeq and is a predicted model, not a curated record. Gene Ontology annotation, biological process: positive regulation of cell population proliferation; nervous system development; protein phosphorylation. NCBI's taxonomy places the organism in Eukaryota, Metazoa, Chordata, Actinopteri, Characiformes, Acestrorhamphidae.